Messenger RNA from Megachile rotundata (alfalfa leafcutting bee), 9941 nucleotides. It is a transcript of the gene E(bx), whose product is annotated as nucleosome-remodeling factor subunit NURF301 E(bx). Gene Ontology annotation, molecular function: RNA polymerase II cis-regulatory region sequence-specific DNA binding. The record is from RefSeq and is a predicted model, not a curated record. NCBI's taxonomy places the organism in Eukaryota, Metazoa, Arthropoda, Insecta, Hymenoptera, Megachilidae. Gene Ontology annotation, biological process: regulation of transcription by RNA polymerase II. Gene Ontology annotation, cellular component: NURF complex.
CUAAAAAAAUGUAUACCGACAAAACAAUAUACAAGUUGAAAUUAAAGUGGUGUCCUCUAUCGUAGUUUUAUUUGUACUAAGGUUACAUUUCUCUCUUGCGGGUAACAGUGAGUUUGGUCAAUCGAAUGUACAAAUUAAUUACGCAAUUUGUUUACGGCAAAAAGUACAGUGAAUUAAAAUAGAAUAUAUUUUAAAAAAGCAGGAAUAGAAAACAAAUAAAGAAUAAACGUUUUAUCGGAAGUGUGGUUAGAAACGCGUUCUUGCGACCGCGCAUGUCGCCACCUAUUGUUGAUCUGACAGGAUCUUGUGUAGUUACGGUGAAAGCGAUUGGAUCGUCUGUACGUUUCGUGAGAAAUUAAAAAGCGAUCAAACAGCAUUCCAGAUUGUUUGAAUUCCUUUGAAAUUCAAACGCGAGGGACUGGUCAGCCCAUAGAUCGCUACAGAUAGGGAAGAAGAAAAUUUUAUCGAAGAUCUCGUCUACUUUUCGAGUAGAUGCGUUCGAGGCCAGACAUGGCGGCGAUUCCAUGAACCAAUUGGAGCAGCGCUCUCUUAAAGAAUCAGAUAUUGUAAAUUCCCCUUAUAUUCACUCUCGGUGAAUGAUUCUGUACUUAUUUUGGUCGUUAUUGAUAGUAAAACGGGUUCUUAUUGAUACGGGGAAGUGAUCGUUGCUCGUCGACAGAAAGAUCGAAGCCACGCAAGAUCGUACCGAAACGUUAAUCAUGAAAGAAUUGUGUUUGGUCACGUGACCGUAGCCGAAAAAUGGCGCAAAGAUCAGAGUACAAACAUGGGUUCCAUUUCAUUGCUACGGUGUCAUUUGUAUUUGUUUACAAGCGCGCGUUUCCACAAACCACGUGUUAAGUAAGUGGCAUUUUUUUGACAGUGCGUGACGGACAAUGACGGGGAGAGGGUCGAAGAGACGGGGCCGACCUCCGAAAUCGGUGGUCAUGGAAAGGCCCAAAAAGUUUCAAUAUCAUCUUAUGAAAAAGCCCAAGUAUUUGCAAAACAAGGGUUCAGAAACACCAAAUUCCCAGCCAAGUACACCAACACCUUCGAGACCGACAUCACCGGUCGAGAGCGAAGAAAGCAGAAGGAGCACAAGAACUCGAAAAUCUCGAGGAGCCAGAGACAGACAUUCGCGUAAAGGUGGUCAUUCGAGUUCUGGUGUGUAUCAACGCCGAGGUUACAAUCCGAAUGUCGACUAUAAUGACUCAGAAUAUCAUUAUGGUUCGGAUUUUGGUGAUGAGUCUAGUGAAAAGAGCGAGGUUGAGGAGGACCUUCUGCAAAGUGACUUAGAUUCAUCAGAAAGUAUAGAAGAACCUGAUCCCUCCAGUGACAGUGACUUUUCUCUCUCUAGUUACAGUAAUACUAGUGGCACGCCCCGUAAAACACUUCUUAGCCAGCAAAGACCGCCAAGUCCAGAACCGCUUUGGCUUCAGAACAGAGAAUUACCGCCACUGAAUUUACCUAAAUCUUCAGAUGAUUUAUUAGUUCCUAGAGAACUGGUUAUGCCAUCUUUAUCAAUUUACGAAGUAUUAAGACACUUUCGUACUUUGGUGCGUCUUUCGGCCUUUAGGUUUGAAGACUUUUGCGCUGCGCUUAUGUGCGAGGAUCAAACCAAUUUAUUAGCCGAAAUACAUAUUAUGCUUAUUAAAGCUCUUCUUAGAGAAGAGGAUUCUCAGCAAACACAUUUUGGCCCUCUUGAUCAGAAAGACUCUGUAAAUGUUAGUUUAUAUUUUGUGGAUCCUAUGACUUGGCCAGAAGCAUUACGUUCUUAUGUAGAAAGUGACAAGUCUUUUGAUCAAAAUAUUUUACAUAUUUUAUCGACUUGUGAAUAUCCUUUUACUUCUAUCGAGGAUAGAAUUAAGGUGCUACAGUUUUUGACAGAUCAAUUUUUAAUCACGAACCCAGUGAGAGAAGACUUACUGCAUGAAGGUACACUAAAUGGAAAUAUGCAUUAUGAUGAUCACUGUAGAGUAUGUCAUCGGUUGGGAGAUUUAUUAUGUUGUGAAACUUGUCCAGCUGUAUUUCACUUAGAAUGUGUUGAACCUCCAUUGGUUGAUGUUCCUACUGAAGACUGGCAAUGUAGUACAUGUAAAGCUCACAAAGUUACAGGAGUUGCAGAUUGUAUACCUGAUGUUGAAAAGAAUGGUUCAUUAUGUCGCCAAGAACAUCUAGGGUUUGACAGACAUGGCAGAAAAUAUUGGUUUCUUGCAAGAAGAGUUUUUGUUGAAAGUGAAGAUGGUGAAGUUUGGUAUUACAGUACACCUUUGCAACUAAAUGAAGUAAUGCUUUGUUUAGACCGGAAUGAAAUGGAAGUUGCACUUUAUAGAGAAUUAUCAGAUUACAAAGAUGAGAUUGUACGACAAAUGGAACUUACAGAACAAAUUACUAAUCAGUACAAGGGUAAUAAGAAAUCAUAUAUAGAGGUAGAAAACGGUCUUAUACAAAAAUUGCAAAAGGAACGACAAGAGAAACAAGAAAAGGAGGAAGAAGAAAAGAAAGAAAAGCAAAGACAAGAGGCUGAAGAAAUGGUACGCCGAAUACACGAGGGUACCGAUUCUAUCGAGGAACAGUUAGCAAAUGUUACGAAUCAGCAAGAAACAAAAUCGCAUGAUGAAUCCAGUUCAAGAGAAAAUCCUUCUGAAAUUGGUGGCGAAAAUGUAGAAAUUGAUGGUGUAGAUACCAAUAUGACAGAUAUAGCAAAUAAGAGUACCAAAACUGGUACAUCAUCUUCAUCUGAAGAAAUUGAUGAAGAAGCAUUAGAAGGAGAAGAGGGUAUCUCAAAAAUUGGUAAAGAUGGGAAAAAGCAUACAAUUGUUACAAGGUCGAAAACAGGGUCUUUACAACCUAGAACGUUUAAUAUGGAUGAUUUGAAGAAACGUAACAGUGGACAACUGUCCAAAGAAGAACUGGAAAAACUAGAUAAAAGUUUAAAAGAAGAAGGGGAUGGUACUAGAUUAACAAGACAGAAAGCUCAUCAAAUAGCUUCUGGUACUCAUCUUUUUAAAUUGGGAAUGGAUAAUACUUUUAAAUCAUACGUGAAUCAAUACAGCACUAAUCCUAUUGCUUUAAAUAAGGCCCAACGUAAUGAAGAACGCGAUAAAAAGAGGCAUUUAUCACAUAAAUUCUCGCUUACACAAGCUUCUGAAUUUAAGUGGGUGGGAAGUCUGACGGGAACUCGUGCGCUUUUAGUGAGCACGCUCCGUCAGACAAUUCUUCAACUUGAAAGUAGCAUUCAAGCAUCAUUUAUGCAUACUAACUGGCCUCUUUUACGUAAACCUUGGACCACAGCAGUAGGUGCUUGUGUUAAUCCUAGGGAUUUUGCCCGUGCCCUUAUUGUAUUGCAAGCAUGUAUUAAAUCAGUUGUGUUCGCUAGCGUAUGGCACGAUCAGCUUGGACACGUCAAGUUACAAAGAGUAACAGCUCUUGAGCGGGAAGAGAAGAAGCGACAAGAUAAGAAAGAUAAGAAGGAAAGAGAGGACGAGGAAGAACGUAAUCGUUUAUUUAACUUCGUUAAAUAUACGUUAGGUUUAAAACAUCAGGUCUGGAAACAGAAGGGAGAAGAAUACCGCGUUCAUGGACAAGGUGGUUGGUUGUGGGUCUCUGCUAGUCGUCGUUACAGGUUUUCUGAUAUGUCAAAAUUAGGUCUUCGAACGGGUCCUCAAAAAGUUAUGGUACAAAUUAAAGACCAGGAGGGAUUAAAGAUAUUAGCGUUAGAUCCUCCUACGUAUGAAUUCUUAAUAAAAGAAUAUUGUCCAACUAAAAAGGAGGAAUAUAACACAGAUAUUAAAAUCAAACAAGAGAUUAAAGAAGAAGACUCGUCGAAGGAUGCGGUUAAUUCAUCAGUGUCACAAGAUUUAAAAACAGAAAACAUAAAAACCGAGACAGUGGAUGAUACAGAAAGUACGAAGACGGUCACAAAAGCAGAAGAAAGUUCGACAAAAACAGACUCACAAGCGAUUAAACAGGAAACUAAAAUGAAUUUAUCAUUUUUAGCUGGAAUGAAAAUUGAGAAAGUCUUUACACCAAUUAAGGAAUUCGAAGAAAUUGAUAUUACUAAAGCACUAACUACUAAUGGAAGACUUCAUUAUCCAAAAAUUGCUAAAAAAACAAGAAUCGAUGAUUUCCUGGCGCGUAGGACACAUUUGAAGCUUUUGGAAGAAAGGAAAUUGUUGCAAUCUGAAAAAUCAAAAGAAGUAUCAAAUCAAUCAGUCAAUCAAAAAGCUGAUGGAGAUUCCGAGGUUGACAUAGAAAAUAACGAAGAAAGUGAUACAGACGGGGGAGAUAAUCCCUUGCAAAGUAUCCUCACUGGAAAGCAGCCUAAACCUAUGUCCACUUCAACAAGAGAAAUGUUAAAUGCAAUAGGGAAACGCAUUCAACACGUAAAAGCUCAGUACGCAAACAUAAUGAGGCUUAGCAAAAAUGGUAGUUGUUAUUCGCGAUAUUGUAACAUGACGGCGCCCCCGGGAAAAAUUACGACUACGACUCAGAGUUUAACAUCUACAUGUUAUUCUCCUAUAUGUCUACAAAAAGCUAGAUUAAAACGUGAUCUCAUUACGUUAUUAAGAAAAGCUAGUGCUUUGAAUAAUAACCAGUCGUCGAUUAGUACAACUAUAGCACAAUUACCACAAGUGAAGAAGGAAGAAGGAAGUGAAGCAGCUAAAGAUGCAAUUAGAAAGGAUUUAGAAUCCGCAGUAGCUUCUGCAACUCACUGUACUGAAGAAACACCAGCCACCAAUGUAAUUAAAGAUUCGCCACCUGCUAAAAAGAUAAAAGUUGAACCUGGUGUGAAUGCUAAUGAUGCAAAUUCAGGAAACGUAGUGACUACUACUACCACUAGUAAUGUGGUUACUACUACAACGGUAACUACAACACAGCACACUGUAAAAACUGCUGAUGGUGUGGUGAAAAGUACGCAAGAAAGCACAACAUCACAAAAUUCAGUUACAUUCUCAUCCGAGGUUAAAACAAACACGGGACAGAAAACUAUGAUCGUUAAUCGGCGGGGUCGAACCGUGCAAAGGAGCACAAUGGUUAAAGAGCUAAAUGCGGAUGGUACAGAAAGAAUUUAUUCGGCUACAUCGACGGAGGGAAAAAUUUAUUUGAAGAAAGUCACAAUUUCUUUAGCAGAUAGAAAAAAGAAACGUACACCUGUAAAAUAUCCUUUGUGUUCUACAUUUUGUACAAAAACAAAACAUCGUAGUAUAUUGUUACUUCCCCAGCAUGAAUUACGUAAAUUGUCUAGAGUAGGUGGCCGAAUACCUGUUCAAGGUUUUCAUCAUAUGGCUAAGGCAAAUAUGUCGGUAUGGCCGUACCCUUGCCCUAGACCAUUAUUUAAAACUUGCUGGUUGUAUCGAACAGUCGGAAUAAAAUCAUUAGCUGCGGCAGCCCUUCAGUUAAGAAUAUUAUGGGCAUGCCUUCGGUGGGAUGACAUGGCCGCGAAGCCAUUAUCCACCGACGGCAAACAUCAAAUCACAACCGACACUGAAAUCAUGUCCUUGGAGAUUCUUAAACAUCGUCAUGUUGGUCAAUUUUUAGAUAAAACUCAGUAUUUACGGCGAAAAGUUGUUAUACCUUUGGAACUUCCAAAACAAGUCAGAGAAGUGACAUCUAUAAGAAGUGGUUUAAGGAAAAGGAAACGGCCUGAAUCACCACAAAGUACUGAACCACAAGUUACAGAAGAAUGGGUUGAUGAAGAUAAAUUAGAAUUGUGGGAAAUUAAACAGUACGGUGAUAGGUUAGAGAAGGCUAAUGCCCAGAUUAUUACUAGGAGUCGAUCGGGUCAGCCGCAAUCUGCAGUUGGUUCUAAUCGAAAUGCAGGGUCAAAUUCUGGCAUAAGCGAUCAACUGGUUAGUGGAAAAGCCACUCCUGAAGAAAUUAAAGAAAAAAUGGAACAGCAAUUACGCAUGCAAAGAGCUGCUCAUCAACAGAAAAGGGCAUUGGAAACUUUGAAAAGUCCCGCUAAUUCUGGUUCGCCUACGCAGCUUGUUAAAGUUACUGCUAACUCUGCUCAUGAUGGCACAGUUAAAUUAGUUUCUAAAGUUGCAAUACCAGCAAAUCCAAACAGCGGGACAAAGUCACAGUUAACUUCCCUUUUGACGACUCCAACACAAAAUAAGACUUUUAUUGGUACAAGGCGUAUUUACAUGGCGAAAUCCUCUGAUGGUACAACAAAGGUUGUUUCGGGACCUACAAGCAUUUUACCGAAAACACAAUUACAAACUGGAAAUCAACAACAAUCUCUAAUUAAAGUUUCGUCGGGUCAAACAGCACCUGUACAACAAAUUCAGCAAAAAGUACAGAUCUUAAGGGGGCCAGAUGGAAAAUUACAAGUUCGAGGCUUGAUGCCUGGUCAACAGUUAGUUCAAAUGCCUGAUGGGAAGCUUCAUGUACUAAAUACUGCUCAAGCUAUUACGACCAGUCUUGCACAAAGUGGUGGAACGACUACAACUACACAGGCGAAAGCGGCUACUACAGCUACUGCAACUAAAGUAACUACAACAUCUAAUGCUGCGACCGCUAAAACAAGUCCAACUAAAGCAGCAACAAAUUCCACUCAACAAGUACAAACAUCUCAGCAAUCGCAGACACAAACUCAGCAAACUGUACAACGUACAACAACCGUACCUAUUGCGGCUCCUACAACAGCUCAACCAACAAAGAAUGCUAUUGUAGUAGCGAAUGCUGGACAAAUUGUACAGGGUGCACAAGUCAUAUCCUCUGGUGGUCAAGUUAUUAGUGGAAACCAAAUAGUAGUUACUAACGCAAACUUAGCUCAGCAGCUUGCAACAGGCAAAGCUCAAUUAACGACAAUCGGUGGUCACCAAGUGGUCAUUCGCAGUACACCAACGGGUAAUCAAAUUGUGCAUUUAAAUUCGGCGAAUAGUAGCAUCAUAGUCAAAAAUGCUGUAACACCAAAUAAACAAGUUCCUGUAUUACCAUCCGCCCAAGCAGUAGCGACAGCAACAGGAACACAAUCGACUGAAACGAUAAAUAAUACUGUUACUACCAGUACGCCUACAAAUGUGACAUCAACAACUGCAACGAAUCAAGCUUCCACUACGCCAGCACCUGGAAGCGUAGAGGCAUCCUUGUUAGCUGGUCAACCACCUGGAACUGUUAUUAAAUGUGUCACUGCUCAAGUUAUUCAAACCACUCAAGGUCCUCGUAUAGUUUUACAAGGUUUACAAGGAGCAGAUUUUACUCCGCAACAGCUUGCAAUGGUUCAACAGCAAGUUAAACAACAAUUGCUUAAAGCCCAAGCUACAACAGGGAAACAAGGAGUUUUAGGGCCUACUAAAAUUUAUUUAGCUGUCCAACCUGCACCCAACAGUCAGCAAGCAGUUCAAAGCUCUCAAAAUUCUACAACAGCAAAUACUCCUGCUACACCAGCAGCAAAACCACAAAUCACACAACAACCAGUCGUUUCUCCUCCAGCGGCAGCCGAACCUCAAACGGGAACAGAAAGCAUUCCAGAGCUUCCAUCAACAGCAACUCCAAGUUCUCCUGAGAAACCGAAAGUAGUUGUUCAACAAGUUGCACAACCUAGUGUACCCUCGGAAGAAGAGCCUCAGAAAACCAAUGUAGCUAAUGGUCAACAACCUUUGCAGUCAUUAAAAGAAGGAAGCGAUUCUUCAGCGAACAAAUUUAUUUUAACACCUGAUUAUAUACAGCAAACUAUUAAAAAUGCUUUGAAACAAGAAAAUCUUAACCCCGAAAUUGAGGAGAAACUACUGCAACUACAACGAUAUCAAGAGAAACAGAUGAAAGGUGGUGUUGAGAAUUCAGUAACUACUAAUCAGACACAUCCUACUUCAGCAAUUACAACCCCUCGUGUGCCAUCUCGAAAAAGACCAGCACCUUCAAACAUUCCAACAACGACCACGUCCACGAACGCACAGUCAUCGACAAAUGAUAAAGAUUCAGAUUGGGUAGAAACUCCUAGGAAGAAACCCGCGCCAAAACAAGAACCUCGUGAAACUCCAAAGAUUCCAAAGGUUGAAGUAUCCGAAAACGAAACGACGCCACAAAAACGAGCAGCGAAGCUUAAAGACAGUCAGGAACAACGAAGAAAACAACAAGUGCAUUCCCGAAUGCAAGUUUUGUUAUUUAGACACAAAGAAUUGCUUAAAAAAGAUAUUCUUAAGAAGAGAGCGUUGCUUGAAAAAGAACUACAAAUAGACAUUCAAAAGGAUUUGUCAGCGGAGUUGGCAUCAAGAACAAAAGCAGAGAGACAUAAGCAGGACGAAGUAAAAGUGGGAAGUGCGAAACGCAAAGCAAAUGCUCAAGUGGCCCAACAAGUUAGUCCACCUAAUAGGGGUGGAAGGCCAAAGAAGUAUAAAGCAGAAGGGAAAAGUAGCACACCACCUAGCGCUUCAACUGCUGCUCCUACGAAUAGAAUUAAAAAAGAGAAACUAUAUUGUCUAUGUAGAACGCCAUACGAUGAAACAAAGUUUUACGUAGGAUGCGAUCUUUGUAAUAAUUGGUUCCACGGAGAUUGUGUUGGUAUUACAGAAGAAAUGUGUAAAACGCUUUCAGAAUUUGUUUGUACAGAAUGCAGACACGCAAGAGAUACGCAAGAAUUGUAUUGUUUAUGCAAACAACCUUAUGACGAAUCUCAAUUUUAUAUUUGCUGCGAUAAAUGUCAAGAUUGGUUCCACGGUCGCUGCGUAGGUAUCCUUCAAUCGGAAGCAGACAAUAUAGACGAGUAUGUUUGUCCAAAUUGCCAACGAAACUCUUCCGUUAAUUUUGCUAACAUGAAAAAUCUUAAUUCGAAAGAUCUCGAUUUGUUGAAAAAAUUAAUUAAGCAAAUACAGGCACACAAGAGUGCUUGGCCAUUCAUGGAACCGGUAGAUCCAAACGAAGCGCCAGAUUAUUAUAAAGUUAUAAAGGAACCAAUGGAUCUGCAAACAAUAGAAUUGAGAAUAAAUGACAGAUCUUACAAAAAGUUAAGUGAAUUUAUUGGAGAUAUGACGAAGAUAUUUGACAAUUGUCGUUAUUACAAUCCGAGAGAGUCACCUUUCUUUAAGUGUGCAGAAUCUUUAGAAACUUAUUUUGUUCACAAGAUUAAAAGUUUGAGGGAAAAGUUCUCUGAAGGAAAGUAAGCAAUCAAAAAAGAAAAAGGCAAAAACAAAGAAACUGUAACUAUAAAUGAGUGAAAGUGCGAAGUAUCAGCAGUUAAUUUAUGCGGUGUAACUACAGAAUUGAUCUGUGCCAGUAAAAUGUAGAAAACAGACAUUCAAAGUAGUUAUAAAUAUGUAAGAGUAGAACAUAUAAGUUCACUAUUUAUUAGACUUGUGUGAACGUUUGAUUUAUCUUCGCGGAAGCGAACUUGAUUUCAAUUGUGCCGUACAGUGAAUUUUGAACCGGAACUUAUAUAGUAUUUUAACCGUAAUGGAUGACGUAUAGUAACGCCGAUAGAUAUUCAGCAAGGAACAGUAUGAAAAUGAUCCUUCUCAUUUAUGAAAUGAACACGUCGUUUAUUGUAAGACUAAGUUAUACUUAAAUUUGAAAUAAUACUAAUACUAUAUAUUUUUCAUAACUAUUUCUGUCGUUUAUUUACAUCUGACAAUAAAGUAUUAGUUUAAUAAAUAAUGCAGUGCUUGUUUACAAAUCUUUUUCUUUUACAAAAUGAAGCAACGGUUAGUCAACGUAAAGUUAUUACAAAACUAUAAAAUAUAAAAACACCAUGAAUUAGGUAAUAGUAAGAUUUUUAUCGUAGAAAGAAGCGUGCAAUACAAGGUUACUUGUUAUGUUUUGUGUAAUCUAGAAAAAACACUUCUUUUUUUUCUUUAAGUAUAAGAUCAUCAUAAGUUGUGGUUCAUAGUUCAUGUGUUCUGUGCAAGCAUUAUUAUUUAUGUACAUUUAUCACAUACGUGUAAUUAUGCAUGAUACAAAAAUAAUUACAAAUAUAUCAAAACAGUGCCACUGGGCGUUUAGAA